Messenger RNA from Dinoponera quadriceps, 1513 nucleotides. RefSeq names its product NADH dehydrogenase [ubiquinone] 1 beta subcomplex subunit 8, mitochondrial (gene ND-ASHI). The record is from RefSeq and is a predicted model, not a curated record. Bases 890 to 1432 code for a protein of 180 amino acids. The transcript has 4 exons. Gene Ontology annotation, cellular component: mitochondrion. NCBI's taxonomy places the organism in Eukaryota, Metazoa, Arthropoda, Insecta, Hymenoptera, Formicidae.
AAAUAUAAUAAAAAGAAAAGUCUAAUGAAUAUAAUGAUGAAUGUUAAAAUAUGAAAUAGUAAGGAAACCUGUGAAUUACAUACAGGUUGAUGCAAUAAAAAUUGAUUCAGUAAUGACUUUAAUAUCAAAUGAGCACUCAUAUCGACACACUCGAAGAUACAACACUGGAAGAUACAUUCGACUUCAGAAAAGGAAUCAGGUAACACUUAUGCACUCAGUAAUACGUAAUGAUUACAUUUCACCAGAAUCAUUAUGCUAUAACUUCAAUUUAAUAUCUUUUUAAGGACCAUUGCAUAAUAUGACAUGAGCACAGAGUGUACACAAAUAAUAUAUAAAUAUAUGUGCAUAUUCUUAAUCUACUUUUGCAUUUAUUCUUAGGAAUUACAUGAGAAUUUCGCGAGAAUUAAAAGUUACUGUGAUUUGCGAGCUUUUGUAUUGUAUAUUACUAAAAUUAAUGUGUAUCGUUAAGGAAAUAAUGAAGACGUCGUAAAGUCGUUCGGGUUUUCGAAAUCGCGCCGAUUACGACAAAAGAUGCGUUCGGGGAGACGCUGUUAGCGCUGUGCAGUUCUGGGUGUUCACGGAACUUGCAAACGCUAACGCCACCAUUACGUUACCUCGGAAGCAGUGAUGCCAAUGACGUCGAGUCAGCCGAGGACGGCCGAAGCUAUGUUCAUGGACACGCGGCGCUUGUGUGCGUAUUGGCUCGGUACCCUCAUUGGCAUCACUGGAUAGAUUUUUAUUUUUCAGUAGCACAACCGAAGAUAGUUCGGGAGAAUUCACUUGAAUGAAGAAGAAAACAAACGUCAUUUGAUCUGUCGAUCGUCGAUCUCAGUUUUGGUUAUUUAAUACCCGCUUGAGAGCUGAUAUAAUCUACAAGUUCUCUGCGAAAAUGGCUCUGGCGAUGAACCUCGGUAGGCUGUCAAAUCAGUCAUUGUUGCGGAAUAAAGGAUAUCUGUACAACGCUGUGAGAUGUGGUUCCGAUGAUACACCGCCGCCAUGGAAUUACCUCUGGCAACCAGGCAAAUAUUCAAAGAAAGACCAUGAUAAAAUUGCCGAAAAGUACCACCUACAUCCAAAAGAAUACAAACCUCUACCUGAGAGUGCUUGCAUGGGUGAUUAUCCAGAUUUGCCUAUGAUAGGACCAGGUGCUAAAGACCCGUACUAUCCUUAUGACUUGCCAGUUUAUAAGAAAAAUUAUCACGAAACGUUGCACCACAAAUUUGAUAUUAUGACCGAGAUGCAUUAUGAUUUUGGCUACAAACAUAGAUUUGAACCACAUAUCGGAGCGCUAAUAUGUAUUACUUUCAUGGCUGCUUUUGCACUAGUAUUUUAUAUUGGGCACAAAUACCCUACCUUCGUACCAGUAAUGGAAAAGCAGUAUCCAUACAAAGGUCAAGUACAUUAUACAUUUGAACCAGCAGAUGAAAAAUAAAUAUAACACACCUGUAUCAAAGAUACAUUUCAGUGUAUGAAGCAAUUGUAAUAUAUGAAUACAUAGUAUGUUAUAAUAACA